UCGAUGGUUGGUUCACGAAAAGUUUGAGUGUAUUGUUGGUUGAUUGUUGACAAACAUUUUUCUUAUUAUUUUACAAUAAAGUACAUUCAUUUUUAAUGUAAAAUCGUAUUUCACAAUGGCCGAAUCUGUACCAUUAUUAAUAUCUUGUAAAACUCUUAAGCCAGAAUUUGAAAAAUUGAGCAGAAUUCCGUUAAUCUCUUCUGAGUUUACUAUUGGAAGAGGGCUAAAGAACUCUAUUGUUAUACCAUUCUUAGCUAUAUCUAGAAAUCACUGUGCUAUAAAAAAGAAUGAAAACAAUGAUUGGAUAAUUGAAGAUUAUAGCUCUUUUGGUAUAUCAGUCAAUGGUGAAAAAUUGGGUAAAGAUAAAUCGAGAACACUUUAUAAUGAAGACUGUAUUGCCUUGGAUCUUUCUGAAGAAUUUGUUUACAAAUUGGUUUUGGAGCCGGAAGAAGAAGGUCCUAGGAAGAAGAGGAAAAUUGAAAUUAUAGAAACUAGUAAUGAUUUUCUUGAUAAUGUAAAAAUAAAGUUUGAAGAAUCUCAAAAUUAUGAAAUAAAGCAUAUAGAGGAAAAAAUACAAAAUGCCAAACAAAUGCAAACAACAUCUAUGAUAUUGAAGCGGCAGUUACAGCUUGACAUGCAGCGGAAGAUUCAGCAGCUGGAGAGUAAAUAUGCUGCACAGAUAGAGAACUUGCAAGGUGAGAAGAAUGAAGUAGAGAAACAGAAAGCCUUGCAUGUGGCAGAGAGAGAUGCUCAACUCACUACCAUCAGGCAAGAAAUGGAAGGCAAAAUUGCUGAAUUAAUGGAACAAAUUGAAAAACACAAUGAGGCAGAGUCAGAACUCUUAAAAGAAAAUAACACACUUAAAGAAAAGUUGCUAAAAGAACGUGAAGAGUUUCUAUCAGAACUUAACCGCAAGAAUUCUUCAAAAGAAGAAAUGUUAGAAAAACUUGAGGCUAAGAUAAGGGAACAAGAGGAAAUUCGUUCUAAAGAGAAGAAAGAGUUGGAGGAAAUGUUAAGAAAAGAAACUGAACAGCUUAGAUUCGCUAAAGAAAAAGAAUUGAGAGAAUUAGAAGAGCAGAAAAGACAGAGAGAGUCUGAAUUAGAACAGGAACUUGAAAAAAUAAGAAAGAAUUUUGAAGAGAAAGUGCAACAAACAGAACAAGAGAAAAUGAGAGCAGAGCAGCAACUUAAUGAGCAGGUUGAGCAAAUGAAGAAACUCAAUGAAGAAGAAAAAUCUAAGAUGGAGCAGUUGGUUUUGGAAAGAGCAGAAAUAGAGAAACAAUUGGCAGAAUCUCAAGCGAAGUCAGAGAAAACACUUGAAGAAUUAAAGUCACGUGUUACAGAGAGAGAAACUGAGUUAGCAGCUUUGGCUGCCGAGCGGAUAGAGAAACAAGUGGAACAGUCUAGUGGAGUCAUAAACUCCUUGCAGGAACAAUUGGAGAAGGUAAAAAAACAGUUAGAAUCGGUGGAGUCUGAAAAAAAUACGCUUCUUGAGAAUAUGUCCCUGCCAGAGGUGAAAAUGGGCGAAGGGCCUUCGAAGCAAAGCACCCUGGCGGAAGUAGGGGAGGUUCUGGAGAGUGAACUCCAGUGCAGCAUCUGCGCUGAAUUGUUCAUCACUGCCACCACUCUCAACUGCUCACACACCUUCUGCAAAUAUUGUAUUACCAUGUGGAAGAAAAAGAAGAAAGACUGCCCUAUUUGUAGGUGCCCUAUUCAAUCGGAAUGCAAAAGCAUAGUCAUAGAUUCAUUUAUAGAAAAGAUGGUACAAAAUUUAACAGAAGAGCUUAAGAAAAAAAGGCAGGACCUACUAAAGAACAGGGAAGAACAGGAGUUAGAACUGUGGCGACAGCCCAGCGCUUCCACCAGUCGAGGAGAUCAUAGCUAUGGAGAGGCCAGUUACGAAGACUCGGACUUCGAAUUCCUCGAGGAGGAGGAGGAGGAGGACGAAUACGACUACGUUCCAGACGACUACGAGGACUUCUACAGCUGGCAGCAUCGCUUCCUCCCCUCCGAUACAAGUAGUGGACCUGACGACGAUGACCUCUCCCCGGAUAGCGCCGCGGGGCCCGCCGCCGCGCCCCCCGGUCAUCAUGCUGCCGGCAACACUGGUGCGGCACCGGCUGCCGCAGCCGAGCGGCGCCGGCGGCGGGUCGCCGGUGUACCUGGUGCCUAUUACGGCGGCUACGGCCGCUGCUACAGCUGCGGCGCACGCGGCCACUGGGCCCCCGGAUGCCCUUUCAGAUAACUCCAACUGAACAAGCUAAGCCUGAUAAUGUUAAUACUGUAUCUACAAUUCGAUAUAAUAUAAUUAAAAAGCCGAUGGA
Molecule: messenger RNA, 2324 nt
Organism: Plodia interpunctella (Indianmeal moth)
Lineage: Eukaryota; Metazoa; Arthropoda; Insecta; Lepidoptera; Pyralidae
Product: E3 ubiquitin-protein ligase RNF8-like
Exons: 12
Coding region: 116-2245 (709 amino acids)
Biological process (GO): double-strand break repair; protein K48-linked ubiquitination; ubiquitin-dependent protein catabolic process
Cellular component (GO): cytosol; site of double-strand break; ubiquitin ligase complex
Molecular function (GO): histone binding; zinc ion binding; nucleic acid binding
Source: RefSeq, a predicted model, not a curated record